AUGAAGCUCGACGGCGAGCUGUGGGCAGGCAGGUGCCGGUUCGCUGCGGUCGGGUCGCUGAUGGGCUCGUCAUCCCUCGAGGGCGGCCGCUGGUACGAGACCGCGUGGCGCAGCCUGACCUUCGUCGUCUUCGAUGCGCCACAUGCCGGUGGCACCUACCUGCAGCGGCUGGAGAAGGCGCGCGCCCGGAUCGCCGCUAUGGGGCCGCCGGACGGGCGCAUUGUCGUUGCGUCGGUGAUGGAGGUGGCGGACGCGGCGGCCAAGGACGCGCUGCUGCAGCGCGUGGUUGCCCGCGGCGGCGAGGGGCUCGUGCUGCGGCGCAAUGAGGCCAGGUGGCACCGCAACGUGCUCAAGGUAAAGCAGUGGCUCGACGCCGAGGCUGUGGUCGUGGGCCACAAGAAUGCGCCCUCCACCGCCAACCUGCCGACCGUGAAGGUGCAGGCGAUCAACGCGCCGAACGCCGACCCGUCCACCACGUUCGAUCUGUCGACGCGGCUUUAUCAGCUGCGUCUCGUGUAG
Emiliania huxleyi CCMP1516 is the source of this 519-nucleotide messenger RNA. RefSeq lists its product as hypothetical. The coding region runs from base 1 to 519 and encodes 172 amino acids. The transcript is spliced from 4 exons. Lineage: Eukaryota; Haptophyta; Isochrysidales; Noelaerhabdaceae. The record is from RefSeq and is a predicted model, not a curated record.